CCCUUCCCUCCCCCCGGGACAGGAGCGGUCGCGGCACUUUUGGCUCCCGUGGGAAGGAAGCUGGGAGGUGUCAUGAUCCCAGAGGAGAUCCAGAGGCUCCUGGAAGAUGCUGAGGAUUACCUGGCAGAAGGGCUGCAGAAUGAACACUUGAGUGCUGAAGCCAGGGAGCAGAGGGAUGCAAUUCUUGUGGCCUUCCAGAGAGUCAAAGCCAGGUACCACUUGACUUUUGCAGCCCGAGGGGAGGAUCAGCAUGAGCCCGGCUUUGGACAGGACAGUUCUGACGAAAACCAGAGCUGCAGUUUGGCCCCUUCCAUGACAUCCCUUCCCUCAGACCUCCAGGAGGAUGGGCUGGAGGAGAACCCACCAAAGCCCGUCCCGGAUACAGGGAACAUCCUGAAGCAAGGAUACCUGGAGAAGAGAUCCCGAGAUCACAGCUUUUUUGGGGCAGAGUGGCACAAGAGGUGGUGUGUCCUCAACAGAAAGACCUUCUACUACUAUGCCAAUGAGAAAAGCAAGCAACCCAGAGGCACCUUCUCCAUCGAGCGCUACAGCGCCCGGCUGGUUUCCCACCUCCGCAAGGAUUCCCGGAAAAAAUGCUGUUUCGAGUUAACCUGCCCCGGCAAACGCACCUACGAGUUCACAGCCCCAAGCCCAGCAGAGGCUGAAGACUGGGUGGACCAGAUCCAGUUCCUCCUGAAGGACCUGAGCUCCCUGACCAUCCCCUGCGAGGAGGAGGAGGAGGAGGAGGAAGAGCUCUACAACGACGUGGACAGCUCUGACUCCAUGAACACCUCCCACAACACCACCCUGACCCAGGAGGAGCCCAACAUGGAGGGGGAAGGGGAGGACAUCUACGAGGUCCUGCCAGGUGAGAACCCAA
Neopelma chrysocephalum (saffron-crested tyrant-manakin) is the source of this 880-nucleotide messenger RNA. RefSeq names its product src kinase associated phosphoprotein 1 (gene SKAP1). Gene Ontology annotation, cellular component: cytoplasm; plasma membrane. Lineage: Eukaryota; Metazoa; Chordata; Aves; Passeriformes; Pipridae. The annotation marks the transcript as partial. The transcript is spliced from 9 exons. The record is from RefSeq and is a predicted model, not a curated record.